Messenger RNA from Symbiodinium sp. CCMP2592, 963 nucleotides. The record is from the annotation of a GenBank genome assembly. Lineage: Eukaryota; Dinophyceae; Suessiales; Symbiodiniaceae.
AUGGCCGCUCGUAGCUUGAACAGUUGCGGGCCGGUCAACGAUGCCGCGUACGACGCCGGCAAGUGGCUUGCCACGGCGCACAGCGACGGCACGGUUCGCAUCUGGAGCUCCGGCGAGUUGGUGGCAGAGCUUGUCGGUCACAAGGCCUCCGUGCUUUGUCUUUCCUGGGCCCCGGUGACCUCCGGCCCCUCCACGCUCGCCUCGGGAGCUUCGGAUGGACAGGUCGUGCUCUGGCGAGAAGUCCGCCCGGGCGAGUGGCAAAAUGUCUAUCAGAAGUUCGUGACCGGCGCAGUAAAGGCUUUGGCCUUCUCCGACCCAGAGCCACAGCUGAUCUUGGCCAUCGGCGGUGGGGAUGAGCUCGGGGUGCUUACCUUUCUGGUUGAACUGCGAAGAGGUGCUCAGGGUGGCGACCAGUGGCAGGUGAAGGCCAUCCCUGCUCACGGCGGCGGCGUGCUGUCGUUGAGCUGGGCUCCCGCUUCCUCCCCCUUGGUUCUGGCCACAGGUCCCGCCGUCGCCCGGGGCCAGACCCAGGGCCGAGCCUUAGCCCCGGUGCGCCGGUUGGCCACGGCCGGCCGUGACGGCCGACUACUGACCUGGCGUGUCGACGCCCGGGGACAGAACCCGUUGCAGGAAAUUGUCCUCGAUGACGGCAAUGGCGGCGGAGUUGCUGCCCUGGCCUCUGGGGGUUUGUGGACUGCGGUUGCCUGGAGGCCGAACUGCGGUCUUCCGAGCCAGACGCUCGUGGCCUGCAGCGAGGACGGCCAGGUCUCCGUCCUGGUGCAGGACGCCGAGGGGCUGCCUUUCGGCCCACGCCAGAGCUUCAACCUCGGUGCCGUCAGCCCGGAGCGGAUCGCCUGGACGAAGGCUGGCACCCUGCUGGCGGUGGCGCUGGCAGACAGCUCGGUGCUUUUCAAGGAGAGCACGGGAGGAAAGUGGACGAAGGUGACCACCGUCGGAGAGUGA